Ceratina calcarata is the source of this 1194-nucleotide messenger RNA. RefSeq names its product nuclear receptor subfamily 2 group E member tailless (gene tll). The record is from RefSeq and is a predicted model, not a curated record. Gene Ontology annotation, molecular function: DNA-binding transcription factor activity; sequence-specific DNA binding; zinc ion binding. Gene Ontology annotation, biological process: regulation of DNA-templated transcription. NCBI's taxonomy places the organism in Eukaryota, Metazoa, Arthropoda, Insecta, Hymenoptera, Apidae. The coding region runs from base 1 to 1194 and encodes 397 amino acids. The transcript has 4 exons.
AUGCAGAGUCAAGAACCGCAAAUAGGACAUAUUCCCGGGUCACAGCCGAAAAUACCCGCCUCGUCCAGUCGAAUUCUAUAUGACAUCCCAUGUAAAGUGUGCCGUGACCACUCGUCGGGAAAGCAUUAUGGUAUAUUCGCGUGCGACGGAUGUGCUGGUUUUUUCAAAAGAUCGAUAAGAAGAAAUCGUCAAUACGUUUGCAAGGGGAAGUCGAAAGGCGGUUGUAUGAUGGACAAGACGCAUCGGAAUCAGUGCAGGGCCUGUCGUUUGGCCAAGUGCAUACAAGCCGGUAUGAACAAAGAUGCUGUGCAGCACGAACGAGGCCCACGGAAUUCGACUCUGCGGAGGCAGAUGGCUUUAUACUUUAAAGAGCCCGAGAUGAUGGCCAACAUGGUAUCACAACCGUCAACGGCUUUGGACCUGGCUUUACCGAAACCCCCGAUCGAAUCACGGGUUUCCGUGGCAGCCCCAGCCCCACAUCAUCCCCUUCCACUCUAUUGCAACAACAUGGCUAUGUCGAAGAUUCCGGUUACCAUGUCUGGCCUGUCGUCUUUAUCGUUGAUGCCAGCGAUAACGGCGGAGUCCAUCUGCGAACAAGCUGCGAGAUUACUGUUCCUAAACGUGCACUGGGCCCGAGAUGUUGCCGCUGGAACGAAUCUGGUCAUAGAGGACCAACUGACCCUACUGGAAGCCUCUUGGAGGGAACUGUUCCUUCUCGCAGCCGCGCAAAUGCUUCCGACGCUGGACCCGACACCUCUGCUUCCACCUGGUCCUCAGAACCUCAGCCUAGCAGUCGAAGUAAAUCGAUUCAAAGAGUCGCUGGCCGGUUUCCAUGGGAUGAACCUCGAUCAGCACGAGUUUGCGUGCGUCCGGGCGAUCGUGCUCUUCAACGCUGGCUUGGAUAGCGAGCCACUGCCCAGCAGUAAAAGCAGCAACGGAUCCGCAUCGCCCAACGCCGGAACCAGGCUUAAAGACCCGGCCGCAGUUAUGAGGCUCAGGGAUGGGGCACAAUUGGUGCUUGGGCAAAGACUGAGCGGUGCGUCGUUUGGUGCUUUGAGGUUCGGGAAGCUAUUGCUACUGCUACCGACCCUUCGUUCCGUCUCUGCGCAUGCCAUUGAAGAAUUGUUCUUCAGGAGGACUAUCGGUAUCAUACCCAUCGAGAGGAUUAUUUGCGAUAUGUACAAGGCCGCUUGA